AUGCACAUCGGUGCCAGGACAACCUCCUCCCCGCUUAGCACCUUCAAAUACCUCGUUCCCCUCGACGUUAUACAGACUUUUGGCUGGUACUUGUUCUCCGCCUGGUGGUUCACUGAAAUCUACAGGUGGUCUUCUUCAAGUAGCGCACACCUGGAAUUGGUGAACCGAGCUAGACCUCACGAACGAGCAAGCUUAAACGAAAGAGCAAUCUACCUUUAUACCUACCACUUUCUCCUGGCAGUCGCGCAGUCAGUGGUUCAUCUUUACUACGACUACGAUCGCGUCCCUCUUCCCGUUGCCAGGAGGCAAUCGAUCUCUAAACGCCUCCAGUCAGCAUUGCCGCAGCUCAUCAAAGAUGGGAUGAAACGGAGUAUCUUGGUUUCCAUUCUUUGCCCAUUCGCAUACGCCUUCGUCCUCCGGCGCCCGGCAUGGAGCACUACACUGUACUUUGCAAAGCUAUUCUGGGAUUUCCCGAGAUCCGCUGCAUCCCCUCCCGGCAUUAUCCCGCCAAUCCUCGGAGUUAUCGUGCGAACCUUGAUUUCAGGAGGCCUCCUGGUUCUCUGCUGGCAGACAGCUAACCUCUUUUUCUCCGUGUUCCUCAGCAAAGAGCCGCUCAAGCGAGGCCAGCCCUUGACGGCUGAAGCCAAGGAUCCCAACGGCAGCUUGCUGAAUGGACUAAAAGCAAAGAAGGAAACCGUUCGCGCUUUUGCAUUCUGGGAGCUGUACUUCAUCAGUCAGAGAUUCCCUGACCGCCGGAAAGCCAUCUUCAACGACAUCGAUCGCGAGGAGGGUGCAGCUUGGUCGCAAAUCCUGCAAGCCGCCACAGAUGUCAUCACGGGCGUUACCACUCGCAUCAGCGAGGCUAAGAAUCCAUCAUCUGGCCCUAAGCCUGCACCAGUCCAGCAGUCCGAGCCCGUCCUUCACUCCCUGCCACGGCUGACGGACCCCCCUAAGGCGGACAACAUCUUCGCUCCGUCCCCCAAGGCAACAACUCGCCAACAAAAGUUCGGCGAAGCCCUCACCACCACCGCCAGAGCCUACGGCAACUCCCCAGACUGGACGCCUACCGCACGCGCCAAAGCCCGCGAUGUCUUGGACCGCGCCUCCUCCGCCAUGCUGAGCCCUGAACGCAAGCAGAAGCUGCUCGGUUCCUCCCAGGAGCUCAAGAUGCUCACCGCGCCAUCAACUAGCAAGCCCGAGAACCUGCACCCCUUCCUCGCUCAGCUCCUCCGCUCUCCACUAGGCCGACUCUUCCGCCAAACCUACGCUCGUCGCCUCUCCGGCAUUGUCCUCGGCACACCCCACGCCAACCUCUGCUCCGUCAUCGACGCCACCGAAUCCAUCACCUGCCUUCUCAUCAAGAGUCUCGCGGAGGACCAAUACGGAAAGGUCCAAGCCGACGUAGCCACCGUCGUACGCCUACUGACCGAUACCAUCACGACCCUCGAACCUUUCAUUAACGGCGGCCUCGAUGCUCACUGGACAGACGUCAACUUCCCCCCAUCCAGCAACCCGGAAGCACAAGCUGCGGCUCGCCGUGUCCCUGAUGUCGACCUCGUCCUGGACACAAUGAAGGCAUCCCUCAAGGACCUUCUGUCUUCCUUCGGCCCUUACUUCAAGAACCUCGGCCUUGGAGCCAAGGACUUAAGAUUGGCCAAGGAAGCAGCCGGUGUCGUGGAAGAGGAUCCCUUUAAUUAA
Aspergillus niger is the source of this 1698-nucleotide messenger RNA. RefSeq lists its product as uncharacterized. Gene Ontology annotation, biological process: nuclear pore organization; spindle pole body localization. The coding region runs from base 1 to 1698 and encodes 565 amino acids. Gene Ontology annotation, molecular function: spindle pole body-nuclear membrane anchor activity. NCBI's taxonomy places the organism in Eukaryota, Fungi, Ascomycota, Eurotiomycetes, Eurotiales, Aspergillaceae. The record is from RefSeq and is a predicted model, not a curated record. Gene Ontology annotation, cellular component: nuclear pore transmembrane ring; spindle pole body. The transcript is spliced from 3 exons.